AUGAAUGGGGAGAAUCAACUGCUGGGUGUCCCAUGGGAAAAAUUCUCAAAAUGGGUUCAUUCGGUGGGAGUUGUGACUUUCGAUCUAGAAUGGGGACAAGCGCUUGAGAUUAUUUACCCCGGAGAUGCGGAUCUUUCUUCAAUUGAAAAAGCUAAUAUGUGCUACUUGGCGUUUCCCGAUUCAACUUUUUCGCCGACACAAGAUGUCACGUAUCAUUUUCGGAUGAGAAAAACGUGGCCGAAAUUGAUACCUUCGCAUUGCACGUUGCUUGAAGACUCAUUAACAUCAAUCCCACUCGACCCAUCGUACCUAUAUGGAUUUGUUCAUUUUCGGCAGCACAAAGACCCGACGAUCAAAAGAGGAUAUUAUCAAAAAAGCGUUGUUCUACUAACGUCGUUGCCAUUUUUCUCGCUCUGGAGCCUAGUCACCUCGAAAAUAGCGCAGGGAUUCUUUGAUUUGGGAGAAACCGCGAUAGAAGCUGCUUGCCACGAUUUCGAUCAAUGGCCCAACCCAACACCGGGAUUGUUUUUAACACUGCCAAUUAUGGGAACGGUCGUCCAAUGUCGUAUUCCACUACGUGGAGAUAUCCCCUUUUCAACGGCGGCAAAUUUUAUUUGUCAGAAUGAUUUGCAAGCUUCAACACCGUCUAUUUUACUCCCAUCUUUGUUUGAGAUCGACCCUUAUAAAUGCUUGUCGAAUUUUGUUUAUCACCUUCAACUUUUAUGGGAACUAAUCCUAAUUGAAGAGCCUUUACUAGUCAUGGCCUCGACACCAACUCGUUCUUCGGCUGUUGUUCAAGCUUUGGUCUCACUAAUAAUGCCUUUGCGACUUCAAUCAGAUUUUCGACCUUAUUUUACCAUUCACGACUCAGAAUUUCGGGAAUAUUCGGCCAAAACCAGGAACUUACCCUGUGCUAUUCUCGGCGUGACAAAUCCAUUUUUCACGAAAGUUCUCCAACAUUGGCCGCACGUUUUAAAGUUAGGCGAGGACGCGACAAACGAAGAAAACGAAAAACAGGCGGAAAAGACAAAGAAUCGGGACAAACGAGGAAUUGAUUUGAAAUCUGGGCUUUACACACAGUACAAGCCGUUUUUAGCCCAUGACAAAUCCUUCUCGAAAAAGUUGUUAAAGACCGGACGUCCCGAUGAAGUAAAUUCAGCUGUAAUACGUCGAUAUUUUCUAGAACUUACACAAUCUUUUAUGAUUCCUCUUGAACGACAUCUUUCAAGUCUGAUGCCGCUACGAAAAAAUAUGUCACCAUUCAAGUCUAUACCAUAUCCUCGUCCAUUUGUAUUAGAUGACUUUUUGAGUGGGCUUGACGCUGCGGGGCCAUCUCUAACUUGUGCUGUAAAAGGUGAUUGGGCAGGAUUAUAUCGACGCUUCGCAUGUACUCGGACAUUCGCCAGUUGGUUGGCUCAACGAAAUAUGGAGAUAACCAAGCAAAUCCGACUUGUUUACAUUGAUGAAAUUUGUCAAGCCGAUUUAAAUGAGUCGCUUCUCUCAUCUCAUCAUCAUGCGGAAAUUGUCGAUUUAGUAUUGAGAAUGCGCUUGAUUGCUUCUCAAAUUCCGACAGGAAGUGAUCGUCGAGCAUUUUUGAUACGUCAAAUAUCCCACGUUCGCGCUUGUCUCAGCGGUUAUUAUGCGAUUGAUUCCUCUUCUGACAAUAAAAUGAAAGCCAUCGGAGAAAUGCAACCGUUGGUUCUUCCCCGGUCGGGACAACGGCUCAACCCCGCACUACUUUACCCAGUCAACAACGUCGGAAGUCAACAAAAAGUUAAUGCUAAUGCAGCAAAAAGUUACAAAGAGUCGAUUUUUGAUUCCGAGAAAGAUCUUAAGAAAGAACUUCCGAAAACUAACUAUCGGGAAUGCUCGCCGAUCCGUAUAAAACCAACUGCAAUUUCCGCGGAAUUAAACGUUUAUCAUGCUUUGACACCUGAGGAAUUAGAUGCAAAGGUCGAAUAUGAGCUCGAUGAUGUGGAUGAAUGCUGGUUAAAUGCUAUCCUGAAGGAACGGAAACUUCGAAUUGAUCCAGAAGUUUUUGCACAUGUUAUAGAUCGACUCGAAAAAGAAAGCACUUUUCAGCCAAAGAAACUAUUGAACCCACACCCAAAUAAUACCGAAGAAGCUUGUUGUAUAUGUGGUCUUGAAGAGGACGAGGAUUUAAACAGAAUAAUAUACUGCGAUUUAUGCAACAUAGCCGUUCACCAAGAAUGUUACGGUGUUCCUUUUAUACCCGAGGGAAGUUGGUUUUGCCGACGUUGCAAAUUGUCCCCAUCAGCUCCAGUAACAUGUGCAGUUUGUCCGAAUCAAGAUGGAGCUUUCAAAACGACUUCUGAUCAACGCUGGGUGCACGUCAUUUGUACAAUAUGGCUUAACGAGUUACAUUUCUUGAAUACGGUUUUUCUCGAACCGGUGGAGGGAGUUGAUAAAUGCCUCGAGAUUCGAUCACGAUUAUGUUGCAUGCUGUGCAAGAAAAAGUAUGGUGCGUGUAUCCAAUGUAGUCAGAGAAGUUGUGUUCGCGCAUUUCACGUCACUUGCGCACAGUCGGCAAAAAUGUAUAUGAAGGUCGAUACAGCCGAAGACUCUGACGCAUCGGAAAUGAUGGAUGUUCAGCGAUUUGCCUAUUGCCACAUGCACGAUCCAACCGACACGGAGACUGAUGUGGCUGUCAAAAGGAGAAAAAUGGAAGAAGCGUGUAAAUUGGCACGCAAAGUACUAAAACAAAAGAAAAAUUACGACUUUCCUGUCAGCAUUCCAAAAAUUUCAAGAGCAAGGGUUGAUAACAUCGCACGCCGGUUUCAUUGUAGCCAGUACAUCAAAGAGGUCUUUGAGUAUUGGAUAAUGAAGCGAAAGCAACGAUUUGGAGUGCCGCUAAUCUCGCGUCUACAGGAAGAAGUCGAGUUGCGAAAUAUGGAACAAGGAACAAGCAUUUUGGAGAUUCCCGAAGUUGAUCAAUUGAGACAGGAUUACUCAAGGAGACGAAAUGAUUUGGAAAAACAGCGAAUGCUUUGGGAAUUGGUCAAGAAGCGCGAGAUUCUCAAGAAGGAUCAUGUGUCCACAACGAAAAUAGCUUUUGACCGCCUCUGCACUCCAUCGGAAAUGCUUUUUUCUCAACUUUUGGAUGAAUUGGAGCAACAAGACAAACAAAAGGUUUUCCUUGAACCUGUGGAAAACAAGAUUUCCGGCUAUAGAAUGAUUGUUUCGAAACCGAUGGAUAUACAAUCAAUGAAAAGCAAGCUGAAUGCAAAAAAAUACUCAACUAUUACCGAGAUUCGCAAAGACUUGGAAUUGAUGUGUUCGAAUUGCGAAAAGUUUAAUUCUCAUUAUCACCAGGACUUUUACCUUCAAUAUGGUAAAAAAUAUCUGAAAAAAUGUAUAGCUAUUGUUGAGAAGUUUCAAGCUAGAUAUCAAUUCAUUAAUUCGAUGACUCAAGACGAUUACGAAAAGUUUGGCAUUCUUUUAUCCAAGAUGAGCUUCUAUGAGACCGAUCUAAGUAGUGAACGGGUUAAAGAGAAUGCACCUAUUGGUAUCCAUAUCGACAAUUCUCCCCAUCUUAAAGGCAACAUUUUUCUUCAAACGCCACCUAAAACAAUACCUCACUUUAGCUUCGUGGACAAUAAACGACACCAAAACGAUCUAUUAAUACCUCCAAUAAAGCGUCGUAAGAUUCAUGAAGACUCUGGUUUACGACAGACCUCAUUGAAACAAUUCCUCAACCCACCACGUACAUCCCCUACUCAAACUCCUGCAGCAAUCGAGAGUCGGAGAAGCAGGCAAAAUCCUAAGCAACCAUUUACGGACUAUCGCCAAAAUUCGAUUCAAUCACCACUUGCUGCCGAUGUUGCCUCAUCAACAGAAUAUUCAACUGAGGAUGACGACAAAGGAACUCGAAGAACAGGACGAGAGGGUUUACGCAAAGAUGGGCGUUCAAGAAGGCACAGAACAACAACGGUUCAACAGAGUCAAACCCCUGAUUCUGAAUUGAUACACAACGAUAUUGUGUACAUCACUCAAUCAGGGGCCCAAUCGAUGAAUGCGCCAGCCAUUGGACGCGUUCUGGAUCCACGUUUUGCGGAGUUAGACGAAACGUUGUCGACUGAAGUAGUCAACAAAGUUCGUAGACGAAAUGGGAACAAUGAUGCGUUGUUUGUUGUUCACUUUGGUGAUCGCAAUCCCCCGACAUGCGCCGCCUAUCCAAUUUCAAAUCUACGCCUUGUUGACUUUGAUAUUACACCGAGUCCAAGGAAUAAACAAUUCAAGAUGGCUGUCGAGUUUAGAAACCAGAUGCGUUCAAAUUCAACGCAGACCAAA
This is a messenger RNA of Mesorhabditis belari, 4311 nucleotides long. NCBI's taxonomy places the organism in Eukaryota, Metazoa, Nematoda, Chromadorea, Rhabditida, Rhabditidae. The record is from the annotation of a GenBank genome assembly.